Molecule: messenger RNA, 1865 nt
Organism: Lucilia cuprina (Australian sheep blowfly)
Lineage: Eukaryota; Metazoa; Arthropoda; Insecta; Diptera; Calliphoridae
Product: transcription factor Sp8-like
Exons: 2
Coding region: 16-1089 (357 amino acids)
Biological process (GO): regulation of transcription by RNA polymerase II
Molecular function (GO): RNA polymerase II cis-regulatory region sequence-specific DNA binding; DNA-binding transcription factor activity
Source: RefSeq, a predicted model, not a curated record
GAUGAAAAGAAGUUGAUGUUGGAUUUUUGUUUGGUGUUGUUGCAGGAAACGUCCGAUUCGCCUCACGGCUUAGGCGGUAUUGCCAAUGCGGGCGGUGGUAGUGGGUCUGGUGGUGGUGGUGGCGGCGGCCUUGCUGGCUCCUCCUCCGCCACAACUAGUAACACUGCCUCUAGCUAUGUCCAUGAACAACCACAAACGCCACCACCUUUCACCUGCGUUUAUUGUGGCGCGAGUUUUCCCCACCAAAAUAAACUAACGCGCCAUAUACUAUCGCACUCUCUUAAAACUCUGGAAUAUCGUGAAACCGCCACGCAUGCUCUUCUACACCCGCACCUCUUGGGUCAUGAUCUUAACAUGUCACCGCUGGCGUAUCAAAUGAAUGCAGCGAUGGCAAGUGCCAGCGGUGAUGCCCAAGAUCAGGCGGCAGCUGUGGCUGCAGCUGUUGCCAUGGAUAUGGAUUUCGCGGCAGCCCUAGCGGCGGCUGGUGGUUGUCCCUUCCCUUCGUUGGCUAGCUGUACGGCACGUGGUCUAGAUCUCGAUGGUAGUGGAGGCCUUGGUGGCAGUGGAGGUGGCGGCGUUGGUGGUGGCUCUAGUUCAUCUAGCCGAACAGGACGUGAUGGCGUUGGUGGUGGCAAUUCAUCAGCCUCGGGUAAUGGCGGUUGUCCCAGCAGCAGUUUGUCUUUAUUAAGUGGCGCUGGUUCGUCAACAUCGGCCGCUGCGGCGGCGGUAGCUGCUGCAGCAGCUGCCAGUUCGUCAGCAUCGUCCAAUGAUCCGAAUAGUGUUGUUUUGUGUAAGUUCUGUGGUAAAAGUUUUCCCGAUGUUACCUCAUUGAUCACACAUUUGCCGAUACAUACAGGUGAUCGACCGUUCAAGUGUGAGUUUUGUGGUAAAGCGUUUAAAUUACGUCAUCACAUGAAAGAUCAUUGUCGUGUACAUACAGGUGAACGUCCAUUUCGAUGUCAAAUGUGUGGUAAAACAUUUUCAAGAUCGACAAUAUUGAAAGCUCACGAAAAAACACAUUUUCCCAAAUAUGCAAGAAAAUUUUUAUCACCCAGUCCGGUGGAUACAAAGGAUGAAUUGCCGCAAUAGUGAAACGAUUUUAGUUUAUUAUUAAAUUAUUAUUAUUACUAUUAUUAUUACUAUAACAAUAACAACAACAAUAAUAAUAAUAAUUUUAACAACUACAACCACAAUAAUAAUAGUAAUAGUAACAACAACAUCAACAACAGCAGCAGCAACAGUAACAACAGCAACAACAACAACAACCUUUAUAACAAUAUAAACGAUAAUAAUCUACAGCAACAUUAUUAUUGAAAUAUUCAACAAUUUUUAAAAACAAACGAUCCAAAAAAACAACAAUAGAAACAUUUUUGAAAAACAGAAAGAACAAGAAUUAGCAAAACUACUACUAAAUAUAUAUAUCUACAAAAACAAACAAACAAUACAUAUUUAUAGAGAUAUAUACCUUUAAAAAAAGUAUAUUAAAGAAAAAAGAAAAUAUGUAAAAAAUUUUAAACAAAAAUUAUAUAUAAAAAUGUAUAUACAAACUUACACUUAACACAAACACAAUACUAUUUAAAAGAAAAGAAUAGUAUGGAAAAUAUUUUAGUUUAUAACUUCUAAAAGAAGUUAUAACAGUUAUAAACCAAGCAACCCAAAUAUUUAUGAAAGAAAAUAAUUCGUAAAAAAAAGUAACUAUUAUUUCAUAAUAGAUUUGAGAAGUUAUAAAACCCCAAUACUGUCUGUAUGUAUAAAAUACAUACUAAAACAUUUUAUACAUAAUUACAUACAUACAAUAUAUAUAUAUUUAAAAUAUACAUAUACAUAUGUUAAAGGAAACAAAAAAAAAGAAACAUUAAACAUAC